Messenger RNA from Giardia duodenalis, 1209 nucleotides. RefSeq names its product Lysophosphatidylcholine acyltransferase/Lyso-PAF acetyltransferase. NCBI's taxonomy places the organism in Eukaryota, Fornicata, Diplomonadida, Hexamitidae. The transcript has a single exon. The record is from RefSeq and is a predicted model, not a curated record. The coding region runs from base 1 to 1209 and encodes 402 amino acids. Gene Ontology annotation, molecular function: acyltransferase activity.
AUGAAAUCAGGUUCUGGCCUUCCUCCCUGUCCUUUAUUCUUCCAGGAUGGCCGCGUGGCAGGGAAAUAUCUGCGUUAUACAGUAGCACCCAUUAUCCUUGUCGCGGGGGCUCCACUCGUUUUAGUCCGCCUUUUCUUAGCUAUUCUGGGAUCUAUCGUCUUCGUCGCUUUAGCUUUCCUCGUCAACCUGGGGACUGAUGCAGCCAAGCCUCUUCCUCGCGCACGAGACAAGUUCUGUGUUGGGCUCUUUCAUUGGUAUAGUCUUUACAUUUCAGUUGUUACGGGUUACUUUUACACGGUGAAAAAUGAGCAGCUGUCACACCACAAGGAUGCACCGGUUGUUGUGGCCAACCAUUCUUCGAUAAUGGACGCCUUCACCUUUUCGCUCAAAUGCUUCGGGCAUCCCGUUGGCAAGGAAGGGGUUCUAAACAACUGGGCCAUACGGCAGAUAUUCCUCGCCGCUAGAGUUGUGAUUGUUAGGCGUCCUCCGUCGGCCGAGAUGCGUGAGCUACUCCAGCUCUAUACGUCCCCGAGUGCCUCCGAAGCUGAGAUCAUAUCCCUCAAUCCGCAAGAUGAGAACAUCCCUGCGCGUGAUGCGGAGAAGAUUGCAAAGUAUCAGAAGCUGCUUGAGAGGCGCAAGGCGUUUGGAAUCGCUGGUACAUCUGAGAUCCUGUGGAACCGCGUCCACGAUAGCGAGAACGAGUGGAAGCAAAUCGUCCUAUUUCCUGAAGGAACAGUCACUCCAGCCAGUUGUUUUACCAGGUUUAAAACAGGCGCCUUCCGCCUAAACGUCCCAGUUCAACCAGUGACGGUGCGGUACCGCAGCAUCCUAUCGACAUGUUGGCUUUCAGACAGUGUUCUAUUCAAUCUGUAUAAGAUUCUUGCCAAUCCUGUGACACUCGUUGAAAUGGAGUUUCACGAACCAAUGUCGCGCGCAAGUGAGGAGACUCCGCGAGCUUUUGCAGAUAGGGUUGGCAAAUAUAUGGCAGAUGCGCUUGGAGCCGUUUAUACCAACUAUACAAACGAUGACAUGCUCUAUUUCUAUGGAUACAAGAACAUAUCUGCAUGCACAGAGGAUUGGAUCCGCGACUAUGGGUGGAUGCAACGUCUGACCGACUUUUCUGCACGCUUCGGCAUCAACCCUAACUUCGGGAUAGACCAGGAAUUUGUUGAUAAGUGCUACUUACAGCAUCUUAAAGAGAAGAAGUAA